AUGAUUAAAAAAAAAUCAAAUAAACGAGGAAAAAAAAUUGAAAAAGGCAACAAUGGAGUUGAUACUUCGUCUAGCAGUUCUAAAAGGGUUAGACUUACUGAAGAAGAUUUCGAAUUUGAUCAUGAGGGGUCGUUAGAACAAGCAAAAAGAAGACGAGGGGCAGUUAAACUUGAGGGGUAUGGCAGCGAUGAGACAGAUACAAGCGAAGAUGAUGCCGGCUUGAAACUUUAUAAUCGCCGGAAAAAAGACAAGUCAAAAGACAAUAGGGAAGAAGAAGAAGAUAUGUUUGCAGAGGAAGUCCAAGUUGAGGAUAUUGUUAAUUUAUCAAAGAAAAAUAAAGAAGAAAAGUACGAGGUAGAAAAUAAAAAGAAUUUCAGGUAUUUGGAUUCGAAUGAGAUCCUUGGACAAGACUUUUCAUCUAAAGAUGCAUAUGAUGAAGAAUCAGGGGAGCCAAUGAUAGAAGCCUUCAAUAUGAAAGCUGAAUUGGAAGAGGGUAAAUUUGAUGAGUCGGGAAAUUACGUCCGUAAUAAAAAAGAUCCUAACGCAUUUCACGAUAAAUGGCUUGAAGGUAUCUCUAUGAGAGAUAUAGAAAGAGCCAGAAAAGCUCAAGAAAAAAAAGAUAAAGAAAGAAAACUUAAAGAGGCAGAGCAACAGUCACAAAUUCCAAUUGAUCGCAUAUCAAUUUCCAAAGAAAUAUUAACAAUAAUGAGAAAAGGAGAAACAUUGGUGGUAGCAUUACAACGAUUAGGAGGAGGAAGGUCAAAAAACAAAUCAAAAAAAAUCAAACCUGCACAAAGAGAAUAUAAACGAAAGGCGGGUAAUAAAAUGCAAGUAGAUGAACCUAUCCUAGAAAAAGAGCCAACACCAGAAGAAUUAAAGCAACAAGAAAAUAAGAAACAAAUAGAAAGGCUUACGGCAUUAUCAGAUAAAAUGAUGGAAUUAGGGCAUUUUAAUAUUUAUGAAGAUACAUGGGAACAAAUUUUGAGAAAUCUGAAAGCAGAAGGAGCAGUUGCAGAAGAUUGGAUGCCAGUAAGUGCUUAUGAGGAGAAGGAGGAGGAGGAGGAAGAGAAGCUAUUCUUUAUUUAUGACUUUCUUCUUAAUGUCAGAGAUCAUGGUGUCCAUUUUGGACAAAGUACCUGA
This is a messenger RNA of Entrophospora sp. SA101, 1140 nucleotides long. NCBI's taxonomy places the organism in Eukaryota, Fungi, Glomeromycota, Glomeromycetes, Entrophosporales, Entrophosporaceae. The record is from the annotation of a GenBank genome assembly.